Acomys russatus (golden spiny mouse) is the source of this 2170-nucleotide messenger RNA. It is a transcript of the gene Nup85, whose product is annotated as nucleoporin 85. NCBI's taxonomy places the organism in Eukaryota, Metazoa, Chordata, Mammalia, Rodentia, Muridae. Gene Ontology annotation, molecular function: structural constituent of nuclear pore. The transcript has 19 exons. The record is from RefSeq and is a predicted model, not a curated record. The coding region runs from base 108 to 2078 and encodes 656 amino acids. Gene Ontology annotation, biological process: positive regulation of DNA-templated transcription; mRNA export from nucleus; protein import into nucleus. Gene Ontology annotation, cellular component: nuclear pore outer ring.
GGAAGCCUCCCAGGCGGGGUCCUCUUUGGCAGCUAGCUGCGAGCGGGAGGCCUGAGCGGUGCAGUGGCUGCGCGGCGAGGUUCCGGGCGCAGGAGCACCGCGGCGCUAUGGAGGAGCUCGAUUGCGAGCCCGCAGUUACUUGGAUUCCAGGAGUGAAUUCCAAGAAGAAGCAAAUGUGUUUUGACUGGGGACCUGGGGAGAUGCUCCUGUGCGAAACUUCAUUCAACAGAAAAGACAAAUCAGAGAGCCUGCCAAGCUGCCCCUUUAUCUAUAUUGUACGGAAAGAUGUAGAUGUUUACUCUCAAAUUUUGAGAAAACUCUUCAAUGAAUCCCAUGGAAUCUUUGUUGGCUUGCAAAGAAUUGAAGAAGAACUGACUGGAAAAUCCAGGAAAGCUCAAUUGGUUCGAGUGAGUAAAAAUUACCGAUCAGUCAUACGGGCUUGUAUGGAAGAAAUGCACCAGGUUGCAAUUGCUGCUAAAGAUCCCGCCAGUGGCCGGCAGUUCAGCAGCCAGGUCUCCAUUUUGUCUGCCAUGGAGCUCAUUUGGAAUCUGUGUGAGAUCCUUUUUAUUGAAGUAGCUCCAGCUGGCCCCCUCCUCCUCCAUCUUCUUGACUGGGUCCGACUGCAUGUGUGCGAGGUGGACAGUUUGUCAGCAGAUGUUCUCGGCAGUGAGAACCCGAGCAAACAUGAGAGCUUCUGGAACUUGGUGACCGUCUUGGUGCUGCAGGGCCGUCUGGAUGAGGCACGGCAAAUGCUGUCCAAAGAAGCUGAUGCCAAUCCCUCUUCUGCAGGCAUGUGCCGUAUCCUUGGGGAUCUGAUGAGGACCAUGCCCAUUCUCAGUCCUGGCAACACUCAGACGCUGACAGAACUGGAGCUGAAGUGGCAGCACUGGCGUGAGGAGUGUGAGAGGCACUUGCAAGACAGCACAUUUGCAGCCAGCCCCCGCCUGGAGUCUCUCUGCAAGAUAAUGCUAGGGGACGAAGCCACCUUGUUGGAGCAGAAGGAGCUUCUGAGCAACUGGUACCAUUUCCUAGUGACGAGGCUGCUCUAUUCUAACCCCACAGUGAAACCUAUUGACCUGCACUUCUAUGCUCAGUCCAGCCUGGACAUGUUUCUGGGAGGUGAAAGCAGUCCGGAACCAUUGGACAACAUCUUGAUGGCAGCCUUUGAGUUUGACAUCCACCAAGUGAUCAAGGAGUGCAGCAUUGCCCUGAGCAACUGGUGGUUCGUAGCUCACCUCACAGACCUCUUGGAUCACUGUAGACUCCUCCAGUCACACAACCUCUAUUUUGGUUCUAACAUGAGAGAAUUCCUCCUGCUGGAAUAUGCCUCAGGACUGUUUGCGCAUCACAGCCUGUGGCAGCUGGGGGUGGAUUACUUUGACUACUGUCCGGAGCUGGGCCGAGUUUCCUUGGAGCUACACAUUGAGCGGAUUCCUCUCAACACAGAGCAGAAAGCUUUGAAAGUGCUGAGGAUUUGUGAGCAGCGGCAGAUGACUGAACAAGUUCGAAGCAUCUGUAAGAUCCUGGCCAUGAAGGCUGUCCGCAAUAAUCGCCUGGGCUCAGCCCUCUCUUGGAGCAUCCGGGCCAAAGAUGCUGCCUUUGCCACACUUGUUUCUGACAGAUUCCUCAGGGAUUACUGUGAGAGAGGCUGCUUUUCAGACUUGGAUCUCAUUGACAACCUGGGGCCAGCCAUGAUGCUCAGUGAUCGACUGACAUUCCUGGGAAAGUACCGGGAAUUCCACAGACUGUACGGGGAGAAGCGAUUUGGUGACGCUGCUUCUCUCCUACUGUCCCUCAUGACCUCGCAGAUCGCACCCCGUUCUUUCUGGAUGACUCUGCUCACAGAUGCCUUACCUCUUUUGGAACAGAAACAGGUAAUUUUUUCAGCAGAGCAGACCUAUGAGCUGAUGCGCUGCUUGGAAGACUUGGCCUCAGGGCGGCCAGAGUGUGGCGAAUCAGACAUCCAGCGACUCCAGGACGACGACAUAGAGACCACCAAGGUGGAGAUGCUGAGGCUGGCUCUUGCCCGGAAUCUUGCUCGGGCAAUUAUAAGAGAAGGCUCACUGGAGGGCUCCUGAGAGAUGGUGAAGACACCUGCAGGACAGUAACUUUGUAUGGCAAUGUAAAUAAGACUUUAAAAGAAUAAAUUCCCUUUUGCAAAUACAAGGCC